Messenger RNA from Ceutorhynchus assimilis (cabbage seed weevil), 2336 nucleotides. The record is from the annotation of a GenBank genome assembly. Lineage: Eukaryota; Metazoa; Arthropoda; Insecta; Coleoptera; Curculionidae.
UUUUAGUUUUUUUGAAACAUUUUUUGUUUGAAUGCGUAUUUGUUACUUUUCGAAAGUUUUUUUUCAACCAGUAUUUCUUGUCUAUUCUGUAUUUUAAUAAUUCUUUUACUAGUCAGAACAAAAUUUUCUGAGAUUGUUUAUACUUUUUCCUUACACUGUAUAUCACUUAUAUACAGCGUUAUAUUUGGAGUUUGUUUCGUAGCUACCGUUUCGGAGAACAUAGAAUCAACGUCAAGGGAAACCAAUUCAGAAAAUAUCGAAGUCGCGAGUGCCGAAUGUGGAAGGGAACGAGAUUUAAGUUAUUUAAACAAUGAAAUUGAGAUUGAUUUUGAAUAUAAUAUUGACCAUACAAACUUUGACCCAAGCUUUGACCAUACAAACUUUGACCCAAGCUUUGACCAUACAAACUUUGACCAUACAGAUGAAAUUAUGCAGGAAUCACACGAAAUACAAACUGAAAGUGAUGGAAACAAAUCCAAUAGAGAAGAUGAGAAAACAAAUGAUAGAACGCAAAAUCAGCUUAGACUACGAUGGGCAAUAACCAAGGCAAUAUCACAUAGGAAGAAUGAAAAUGGGUCUUUAGACCAGAAAAUCAUCAACUUAAAACGGGACAUGAAUAACUCGAUAAGUCAUGUUUUUGACGAACACCGAGAAUGUCAGGAUUUGGGAUAUUUUUGUUACAAGGCCUAUAACGAAAAUAAUGUUUUAAAUGAUUUAAAAUCGACUGAUUUGUACCAGAAACUGUGCACUUUCAAAAAUUAUUUAGUACGCCAUGCUGAGAGUCUAAUCCAUGAUGUGGAAAAUAAUAGCGUUGAACAGUUUAACUCUGUUAUAGCAAAAUUUAUAGGAGGAAAACGAGUUAAUUAUUGCCAACGACGGUCCUAUCAAAGCAGAUGCGCAGCUGCAGUAGUAAGUCACAAUACAAAGAGAGUAAUCUACACGGCACGUAAACAUCUAUCUCCUGGAAAAAGUCCAAGCAAGUUUUCUAAAAAAAUGGAACUCAGAAGGACAGAAAAAAACCGAAAUAGAAAACCCGCCUGUAGAAAACCGUUGUUUUCAAAAAAGAACACUGAAACUGAAGAUAAUAAAAGUUAUGGAGAAAAAUGUGAAAAACCAGAUAUGACAGAUGAAGAAUUGAGACAUGCCAAAAACGAUUUCAAAGAAAGUUUAUGUAGGAGUAGUGAAGACAUAAAAACCAUUGAAGUUUUGACAAGGCAGCAGCAAAAUUCCGAUCUAUGGUAUUUGGAAAGACGAAAACGGCUGACGGCAUCUAUGUUUGGUGUGGUUUGCCGACGAAGGCCUACAACCGGUUGUAAAUCGUUGGUACAAUCUAUUUUAUAUCCCAAAAAAUUUUAUUCGGCUGCAUGCGACUAUGGCAACAAAUAUGAAUCAGUAGCUAGAAAUGCACUAGAAAAACUUAUUGGCAAAAAAAUUGAACCAUGUGGGCUAUUCAUUGACCAAGAACAACAAUUUCUAGCAGCUUCACCAGAUGGUAUAAUUGAGGAAAAGGGUAUUGUGGAAAUAAAGUGUCCAUAUUCUGCAAGGGAAAUGACCCCUGAAGAAGGCAUAAUAAAAAGAAAAAUUACUUUUUGGGACAAAAAUGGUGUAAUCAAUAAAAAACAUAAGUGGUUUUACCAAGUACAGGGCCAAUUACAUGUAGCUAAACGAUUAUACUGUGUCUUCGCUGUGUGGACGCCCCACGGAUUGAAAACAGAAACUAUCCUUGCAGACGAAUCUUUCUGGUCACAUGAAAUGCAGGAUUACCUUGUAGAUUUUUUUGACAAUUGCCUUUUGCCAGAGAUUGUAGAUUCAAGAGUAGCACGUAAUAUGCCUAUCCGAGACAUAAAAAAACAAGUCAUUAAAAGACCUGUAGAGACACCCCUACCUCCCAAACACUUUUGACUACCCUGAAUAGUCAAUUGAGGAUGUUAGUAUUUUACAUUAUUAGCCAGGCAAAACAUGUUUUACUGGCGAUUGAAGGAAAUGACUAGCGAGCCGUCAGGCGAGCUUGUCACUUUCAAGAGCCAGUAAACACUGCUACCUGGCGUAUAAUGUACAAUAAUUUAUUUGUCACUCUUCCAGAAGGUAUAUAUACCUACAAGUAAUUAUUCUUGUGAUAAAACUGAUUUUUUGAAAAUAAAUAAGUCUACUAACUUGUAAUAGUUAUUUACAUUUAGUGCAUUUAUGAACAUGAUUACAAUAACGAGUGCGGAAAAUUAGAAAGAUGAGGUCGUAGACCGAGUCGUUCUAAUCAUACGAAUUUUGUAGUCAUGUUUAAACGCACGUGUUAUGUACAACGUUUUAUCUACAAAGCAAAAAUUAAGCAUGUUUUUUCA